AUACAUAUCUAUUAUAAUUAAGGCUUGAUAAAAAAUUUUAAAACGAGUUUAACGAUAAUAAGUUUGUAGAUAUGCAAGUAAAAAAAAUACAAUAAGGUCGUUGACUGAUAUUGAUAAUAAUGAAAUAGCACCCAAGUUAAAAAGUGUUUAUCAACUUUUAAACAGUAUUGCUGAGUUGAGUGCAGUUGAAGCAUCAAAUUUUUCAUGUCAAUCGUUUCGUUUAAACUGUUGUAAAUUAGUUAUCAAUGUCAAGUGUAAUAUUUAAAUUAUUAAUCGUUACAAUUUGGGCAUGUAGUAUUUUAAUUAAUGCUUCACCAAUUGUAAAAAUAAAAAAUGGAACUCUCGAGGGCUCAAUAAUGAAAUCUAAAAAUGGAAGAAAUUUUUAUUCUUUUAGAGGAAUACCAUAUGCUCUUCCACCAAUUGGUGAAUUGCGAUUCAAGUCUCCAAAACCUGCUACAUCAUGGAAAGGUACACGAUCAGCAAAAAAAGAUGCAGAUAUGUGCAUUCAAGUCAAUAGUUAUCAAAAGAAUAAUUUGCUUGAUAAAAUAAUUGGUUCAGAGGACUGUCUAUAUCUUAAUGUAUACACACCCGAAUUACCAACUCUCAAUACAGAAAAUAUAUCAAAAAAAUAUCCAGUAAUGAUUUGGAUUCAUGGAGGUGGAUGGUUAGAAGGAUCUGGUCAUUCAGAUAAACACAGCCCAAUUUAUUUUCUCGAUCACGAUAUUGUUCUAGUUACAAUAAACUACAGACUUGGUCCAUUGGGUUUUUUAAGUACCCAAGAUAUAGUAUCACCGGGUAACUAUGGAAUGAAAGAUCAAGUCCAGUCAAUAAGAUGGGUCAAAGAAAAUAUUGAUGCUUUUGGUGGUGAUCCAAAUAGUGUAACACUAUUUGGUGAAAGUGCAGGAGGAGCAAGUAUUCAUUAUCACAUGAUGAGUCCUCUUGCAAAAGAUUUAUUUCAUCGUGGAAUUUCACAAAGUGGAACAGCUUUAUCUUCAUGGGCAUUUAAUAAUGAAAAAACUGCAAUUGAAAAUGCAAAUAAACUUGGAAAAUAUCUCAACUGUCCAAUAUCAAAUUCAGAGAAUUUAAUUGCAUGUCUUAAAAAUAAAAAUGCAAGUGAUAUAAUGGAUACUGAUUCAAUAUUUAAAAUAUUUAGUAUAGAUCCAAUAAUGCCAUUUAGAGUUGUCAUAGAACCAAAACAUCCAGGUGCAUUUUUAACUGAAGACCCGGUUGAAUUGAUAAAAAAUGGUCAAGUCAGGGAUACACCAUGGAUGACAGGAAUUACAUCACACGAAGGGGCUCCUCCAGUAUUUUUUCUUUAUAAUUCUGAUGAUUUAAUUAAAUCACUAAAUGACAAGUGGCAAGAACUAGCACCAACUACUCUAAUGUAUCAACAGACACAUGAUGAAAAAUAUCACAAUGAAAUGGCUAAAAAAAUUCGUAAAUUUUAUUUGAAAAAUAAAAUUAUUGAUGAUUCAUCAAAGUCUGAUUUAAUUGAUAUGUACUCAGAUUUUUGGGAGAAUUUUGGUACCCAUCUGUCUGUGAAGUAUCAUCUUAAACAUUUUGGAAGCUCAGUAUUUUAUUAUGAAUUUUCAUACAGAGGAAAAACAUCAUUGAUCGAGACAUAUGGCAGUAAAGAAAAUUAUGGUGUUUCACAUACUGAUGAUUUAAUGUAUCUUUUUCCGUUGAGUAAACUAAGUUUUAGUCCAGAUAUUAAACAAAGUGAGGAAGACCAACAAAUGAUUGAUGUACUUACAAACAUUUGGUGCAAUUUUGCCAAACAUGGCAAUCCAACUCCUGUUGUAACGAAACAAUUACCAAAUAAAUGGAAACCAGUGAGAACUGAAGAUUUGGAAUUUUUUUUAAUAAAAAAUCCAGAAAAUAUGUUUAUGUCAAAAAAUUUUAAUAAAAAACGAAUGAAAUUUUUGGAAAAUUUACCAUUUAGAAAAUUAAAUGAUAGAGUCAAAGAUGAAUUAAUAUCAGAAAUAGAAAGAGAAGAAAUGAUAAUGAAAAUGCAAGAAAAAAUAACAGCUCCUUUACAAUGGAGCUGUUCAGAAUCAUGCAAAAUUAUUGAUCUAAAAGAACAACAUUAUCAACAAGUUUUACAUUUAAUAAAACAUCAUUUUUUUUCUGAUGAUCCAAUGUGUCUAUCAGCAAAACUUCUUGAUGAUCCAAUUUCAACCCAAGAAUAUCUUGAUGAAAUUUGUAGUUGGAUGAGAGAAAAUAAUAGCAUUGUUGCAAUCAGCAAAAAAAGUGAUAGAGUCGUUGGUGCUGCAAUUUUAAAAAUCAAUAGUGAAGAAGAAAAAAACCAUGUAUUUUCAAGAAUGAGAUUUCAGAUGUAUUCAGAUGCGUGGUUCAAUGUUGGUGGAGACAUGGCUGUAAGAGAUCAUCUUGAGACACUUUCAAGUCCUGUGUAUUAUUAUUAUUUUGCCUACAGAGGUGUAGCAUCAUUUUCAAAAAUAUUUGGUGCUCCAGAGGGUGAUUAUGGUGUAUCACAUGCAGAUGAACUUCAAUAUUUAUUCCCAGUUGGUGAACAAUUGUUCCAGGACACUCCACUCAGUAAAGAGGAUCACAAAGUCAUUGAUGUUAUGACAAGCUUGUGGUAUAAUUUUGCCAACUCUGGAAAUCCAACACCAAAAUUCACACCAAAAGUACCAUUGAAAUGGAAACCAGUACGUACUCAAGAACUUGAAUAUCUUCAUAUUGAAAAUUCAAAAAAUAUAACAAUGCUGAAAAAUCUUCUUCAUGAAAGAAUGAAAUUUUGGGAAAGUUUGCCACAUCGUGCUGCACUUCUUGCUGUCAACAUCAGAGAGACAGUGAAUGUUAUACUGAAUGUUUAUAUAAAUUUUUUAAUCAUGAAUGCAUUAAAAUUAAUAAGUUUAGUACUGUUUGACUAUUUGUUUAGUGCAACGUCUCCAAUUGUUGAUGUUAAAAAUGGAUCAUUAGUAGGUACAGUAAUGAAAUCAAGACAUGGUCGUAGUUUUUUUGCAUACAGAGGUAUACCUUAUGCUCUAUCACCAAUUGGGGAUUUACGUUUCGAGCCACCACGUCCAGCUGCUGGUUGGAGUGGAGUAAGAUCAGCAAGAUAUGAUGGAAGCUCUUGUACGCAAAAAUAUAAUUUAAAUAAUCAUGAAGAAAUAUUUGGAGAUGAAGAUUGUCUUUACUUGAAUGUAUACACUCCAAAGCUACCAUCAUUAAAUCAUGAAAAUAAAGAAACAAGUUUACCAGUAAUGAUUUGGUUACAUGGAGGAGGAUUUGACACUGGAACAGGUCAUUCAUUAUUUUAUGGACCGAAAUUUCUGCUUGAUCAUGAUGUAGUACUUGUCUGUGUUAACUACAGACUUGGAGCCCUAGGAUUUCUUAGCACAGAGGACAUGAUAAUACCAGGUAAUCAAGGCUUGAAAGAUCAAGCUCAAGCAAUAAGAUGGGUCAAUGAAAAUAUUGGUGCAUUUGGAGGUGAUCCAAAUCGUGUUACACUGUUUGGACAAAGUGCUGGUGCUGCUAGUGCAAAUUUACACAUGAUGAGUGGUCUUUCAAAAGGCUUAUUUCAUCGUGUUAUCGGGCAAAGUGGAACAGCUAGAUGUCCCUGGGUAUAUAAUGCACCAGGAUUAUCAAAAAAAUAUGCAAAAAAACUUGGUGAAUUUCUCAAUUGUCCAACUGAUAAUUCAACAAUACUAUUGAAAUGUCUGAGACAAAAAAAUUCAGCUGAUAUUGUAUUGACAGAUAAAAAAUUUGAAAAUGAUGAUUAUUUUUCAUUGUCACCUUUCAAGCCAGUCAUUGAGGCUGAUCAUCCAGGUGCUUUUUUAACAAAAGAACCAGUUGAAUUUAUAGAUAAUGAAAAUUGGAAUGAUAUUCCAUGGUUAAUGGGAGUUAAUUCACAUGAAGGAGGUUAUCCAAUUGCUGUAAAUGAGGGAAAAAAUAAUGAUUUUUUAAAAUUAUUAAAUGACAACUGGAUUAAAUUGGCACCACAUGUUUUUUUAUAUGCACAUAUUUGUCCAAAAGAAUAUCAAGAAGAAAUGAGUAAAAAAAUACGUCAAUUUUAUUUGGAUGACAAAAAAAUUAAUGAAUCAACAAAAUUUGAUGUUAUUACGGCGUUGAGUGAUGGAGUUGGAUUUGCCUAUGUUGAGAUGAGUGCUAGAGAUCAUUUUAGAAAAAAAAAUAGUCCAGUAUAUUAUUAUCAUUUUGCUUAUAAUGGAACAGCAACAAUGGGAAAACGUCUUGGUAAAUCAACAAGUGAUUAUGGUGUUAUUCAUGGUGAUGAAUUGCAAUAUUUAUUUCCACUUGGUGAACGUUUUUUCGAUGAUAUUAGUCUCUCAAUGGAGGACAAUAAAAUGAUUGAUAUUUUAACUGAACUUUGGUUUAAUUUUGCAAAUACUGGAAAUCCUACUCCAGAGAUAACGAAAAAAAUUCCAAUUAAAUGGACACCAGUAGAGAGUGAAGAACUUGAAUAUUUAUUAAUUGAAAAACCAAAUGAACUUGUAAUGUCAAAAAAUCUUUACCCGGAGAGAAUAAAAUUUUGGCAAUCAUUUCCACAACUUAGAUGGACAUUUGAAUCAAAUAGAAAUUUUAAAAUAAAAGAUGAGUUGUAAAUAAAUUAACGUGACAAUGUAAUUAUAUAAUUAAAAAAACGAAAAAUAAAUUUACGAAUUUUGUAGCAGAAAAAAGAUAAACAUGUUUGUUUAAAAGUUGAAAAAUAUAUUUUUAAAAACAAAUUUCAUGAUAUUAUGGUUCUAGUAU
Aphidius gifuensis is the source of this 4734-nucleotide messenger RNA. RefSeq lists its product as uncharacterized. The record is from RefSeq and is a predicted model, not a curated record. NCBI's taxonomy places the organism in Eukaryota, Metazoa, Arthropoda, Insecta, Hymenoptera, Braconidae.